Molecule: messenger RNA, 1173 nt
Organism: Merops nubicus (carmine bee-eater)
Lineage: Eukaryota; Metazoa; Chordata; Aves; Coraciiformes; Meropidae
Product: glycerol-3-phosphate dehydrogenase 1-like protein
Exons: 7
Coding region: 71-1009 (312 amino acids)
Biological process (GO): glycerol-3-phosphate catabolic process; carbohydrate metabolic process
Cellular component (GO): glycerol-3-phosphate dehydrogenase (FAD) complex; cytosol
Molecular function (GO): protein homodimerization activity; NAD binding; glycerol-3-phosphate dehydrogenase [NAD(P)+] activity
Source: RefSeq, a predicted model, not a curated record
GGGUUCUGCGGUUGCAAAAAUAAUAGGCAGUAAUGUAAAAAAAUUGGAAAAAUUUGCCUCCACAGUGAAGAUGUGGGUCUUCGAGGAGAAUAUUAAUGGGAGAAAACUGACAGAUAUUAUAAAUAAAGAACAUGAAAAUGUGAAGUAUCUCCCUGGAUACAAGCUGCCAGAUAAUGUGGUCGCUGUCCCAAACCUGAAUGAAGCUGUACAGGAUGCAGACUUGCUGAUUUUUGUUAUUCCUCAUCAGUUCAUCCAUAAAGUCUGCGAUGAAAUCACAGGACGAGUACCCAAGAAAGCACUUGGUAUAACUCUCAUAAAGGGAAUAGAUGAAGGCCCGGAGGGACUCAAACUGAUCUCUGACAUUAUUCGAGAGAAGAUGGGAAUAGACAUCAGUGUGCUGAUGGGAGCUAACAUUGCCAAUGAGGUGGCAGCAGAGAAAUUCUGUGAAACCACAAUAGGCAGCAAAAUCUUGGAAAAUGGCCUUCUCUUCAAAGAACUCCUGCAGACUCCAAACUUCCGAAUAACUGUAGUAGAUGAUGCAGAUACAGUUGAGCUUUGUGGUGCUCUGAAGAAUAUAGUAGCAGUAGGAGCUGGGUUCUGUGAUGGCCUUUGUUGUGGUGACAAUACCAAAGCUGCCGUUAUUCGCCUUGGCCUAAUGGAGAUGAUUGCCUUUGCCAGAAUUUUUUGCAAAGGACAGGUGUCUACUGCCACUUUCCUGGAGAGCUGUGGAGUUGCUGAUCUCAUCACGACGUGCUAUGGUGGCCGGAAUCGACGCGUAGCAGAAGCAUUUGUGAAAACUGGAAAGUCUAUUGAAGAGCUGGAGCAAGAAAUGUUGAAUGGUCAGAAACUGCAAGGACCACAGACUUCUGCAGAAGUGUAUCGCAUCCUGAAACAGAAAGGAAUGCUGGAAAAGUUUCCACUAUUCACUGCUGUGUAUCAGAUUUGCUAUGAAGGGAAGCCUGUCAGAGAGAUGAUAUCCUGCCUUCAGAGCCAUCCAGAGCAUAUAUAAAAUCCAUCAGGCCAUCGUACUAGUGCAGCUUCCUGCCUUUCAGUUAAGUCUGGGUUCAAGUGGAUGCAUCAUUAAACUUCAUUCAGAGCUGCUCGCUGGGCAGCAGGAGCAACGUGAAUGUCUCAGGCUGGGUGUUGGGUUUUGUUACACAGCCUUGUCUGCCA